AUCAAACGUCACUUGAGCUCAUCAACGAAAGUUUAGAUUUGUCAUCUUUAUUUACUAUUUCUGAUAAACUAUUGCUAUUUUAUUUCCAAAUUAAUACGGCGAAAGCAAGAAAUAAUCAUGAACUGCUUCGAGAAUGUGACUGUGCCCAAUUGCGUAUGGUUCGAAGGAGGAGAAAGGCGCAAUAUUUUCGCUUCGAUGGCUGCAGGUUUCCUGUUUUUUACAGGAUGGUGGUUUAUAAUUGACUCUGCUUCUAAGUACCCCAGUGACCUACCAAAUGCAGCACAUGUCUGUGGAGUGAUGGCCACUAUUUCGCUGGUGAUGAUCAACUCUGUUUCAAAUGCACAGGUCCGAGGAGAGACAUACACCGGGGGCUGCAUGGGCCCUCGCGGCGCGAGGCUCUGGCUCUUCAUGGGCUUCGUUGUUGGCUUUGCGUCUCUCAUCGCCGCCUGCUGGAUACUGUUUGCCAAUUACGUUAACACUGGUAAAACAGGCUCAGAUGCGACCAAAAACACCUGGGCCGGGGUGAGUCUGUUCCUUCAGAAUGCGUUCAUCUUCGCUGGCUCGCUGGUCUUCAAGUUUGCCCGCUCGGAGGACCUGUGGGGCUAGACCUACCAAGUAAAUACAGGAUAUCUCAUAAACCGCGAAUAAGUGUGCCUUUAGAAAAUACCGUAAAAUGGGGUAACCCGAAAUGACUUUGAUCAGUUUUCUGUAUUUUUCCAAAAUGCCUACAACAUUAAACAUUUUAACUUACGUUAGCACGUCAAUGUGAGGUUCCUUGAAUAUAUACUGUCCAUAGGCUAUGAUUUUUAGAAAAUGAGACGAAUAUAAACUAACAAGACAAAGGUACUUACUCAACUUUACCUUUUAGAGAUUUUCAAGGUCGUUUUGCUCAAGUCACCCCAUUCUAAGAUAUUAGUUCGAUUCCAAGAAAUGACAUUUGUAAGUAGCGAAUUGACCUAUGGCACAGAAAUUUACAAGUUAAGUCUUGAUUAUUAGAACUAGAACUAUAUUCGAGUUUUAUCAAUCUAGUUUGACAGGCAGAACAGAAUACCUACAGUCACAAAUAAUUCACCUAUAUUAUGUAUAUUUAAAUGAAAUUAUUAUUUAUAUUUUGCUAUUUUAAAGAAUGUAUAUUCCGGUUGUGCUUAAGUAUUUAAUUGGUUACCAAAAAAUCGCCAAGCAUGUUUCUAGUCGAACCAAACUCGAGUGACUAAAAAAAAAUUAGUCCAUUAUAUGACUAAAUUUGGAAUGAUUCGAUUGUAACAUGUCUAAAUACUCUUCACUAUUUUCACUUUUUAUUUAUCCAUCAUUAUUCAUUAUAGUAGGUACUUACUCUAUGUACCUACAGUUAUGGUCUGAUUAUUAUGUAACAUCUAACAUUACCUUCCAUACUGUACCAAUACUUUUUAAAUUUUAUCCAAUUAGGUGGCAUAAGAAAAAGUUCUCGUUCCACUAAGGCUGUACAUAAGGUACUGUAAUGAAUUAUACCUGGUAAAUUAUAUAUGUAACAAAAGAGUCAGUGAAAACCUGAAGUAGAUAGUACGCGUAUAUUUUAUUCACAUUAUUGCAACGCGUUAAAGUGAAGAAAUGUACACAUAUUUAUGAACUGGACUGUUUGGUUUGUGGCGACUGGAUUAUCAAUCUAUUUUGACACCAGCACCACCUACAUCAGCUAUCAUGUCUAAAGUACCAUUUGUUUUCAUUUUAUAUUCAAUAACUAUUUUAAGUAAAAUUUUUUUGUUAACAUGUUAUGAAUUAUCAUUAAUAUAUAUACUUACUUAGCUACUUAAUUUAUCAGUUUAUAAAAUUGGAAUCAAACUGUUUUUUGUUUAUCAGAGAUCUUCAGAGAUCUUAUUUUGUUUUAAGUUAAACUCCUAAAAUUAGUUUUAGUUUUAAUGAUUAUUAGGCUAUAUUGAAAAUUGCUUCAUAAUUUUCAGUGGACUCUAUUAAUUUGUAAAAUAAAGGUGACAGCUGGUAACUAUAGUUGGCAAAAGAAAUGAGUGGCUAAGCAUAAGCAUGCAAAUUCGCUUUAUCUCUGACCGUUGACCUUAGAGCAUAAACCAAGAAAAUUACUGACGUAUUGGCGAUUGUCUGUAUUUAAAUUUAAGGGGCUGUCCUCACCAAUGCUUGAAGUUUUGCCUCUGCAAGAUAAUAAUAUCAAAAUCAGGUUAGGCACGGGAAAAAUAUCUUUCAAAAGACUUGUCAGAAUUAGCAUACAAAAGGGACAGCAUUAACGCGACGUCAGUCCAGGUCAUUCGUUGUUUUCCUAAAGUAUAAAAUAGUAAAAAUAAGUGACAACACUGUGUUGACGCCUUUUAAAACAAUAUAUUUAAGAAAACGGAGCGCACUAGUGUCCAUAUUUUUAUUUGCCUCUUUUUUCUAGUGACGGAAAUGGCUUGACAGACUUUAUUUAAGGAAUUCACAGAACAAAAUCGUAGGGCUUAUUUUUUUCUGAUCCCUUUUGUAUUUACAUAUUCUGGAAAACCCGUAAUAAUUGGUACCUAAUUUACAGACUAAUGUUUCACCUCUAUGCAAUUAAUUAAUUCAGCAUGAAGAGAAAAAUAAACUAUCCCGUCACAUUUUUGUAGUAACGGAUUACGGAAUAGGUACAGAAAAGCCGAGCCUAGAGACAGUCGAGUCAGACAUGUGUGAAAAGUGUACCUACCUAUCUUUGGCCGUUUUAAACGGGUUUAAUACGAUUUUUGUUAAAUUUAAAUAUUUUAUGUUAAUAUGCUUAAGUAGAUGUAAGAACUCGCCUGUGAGUGGAUCUAUUUUAUUAAUUCAUUCAUAAAAGUAUCAUUAUUAUCACUACAA
Leguminivora glycinivorella is the source of this 2814-nucleotide messenger RNA. RefSeq names its product transmembrane protein 50A-like. The transcript is spliced from 4 exons. NCBI's taxonomy places the organism in Eukaryota, Metazoa, Arthropoda, Insecta, Lepidoptera, Tortricidae. The record is from RefSeq and is a predicted model, not a curated record. Gene Ontology annotation, biological process: protein targeting to vacuole; late endosome to vacuole transport via multivesicular body sorting pathway. The coding region runs from base 118 to 606 and encodes 162 amino acids.